AAGAGAGUGCGUCGAGAGAGAGCGAACGGCUCGCACAGCAGCAGCUCCUCAACACAAAGUUUCUCUCCGACCGACGAGCUGGACACAAGAAAAGAAAGAAAAAAAUUUUAUUUUUCGGUGUCGUCCGUACUUCCCCUUUUUUUCCCGCCCGUUGUCAGUUCCGUUCUCGUCGUUCGCUCUUCCGCACGUCUCGUCUUUUUAUUUUUCUUCUUUGUCUCUUGGGUUUCAUUGUCAUCAUCGACGUUGUGACCCUUGAAUUUUCUUCCUCUUCUGCAACAUACACGCAGGAAUUGCAAUGAUCGUUUGCCCGUCGCUUGAAUGAUCGGUGUCAUCGGCCGUUUUGACAACUUGCGAGCAUAAAAAUAUCGAUCGGGAGAACGAGGAGGAUAGAAGAACUGCGUGAGGUACGGAACACACGAGCUGGGGGAUAACACACACACACCCCCUCCAAAAAAAGAAGAAGUGGUGGGAGGGCAAGAAAAGGAAAGGGGGGAGCUUCAUAUCUAUGUGUGUGCGUGAGUGAGAGUUGGGUCAGAGAUUUGUGUUUAGCGUUGCGUGUUCCAGUGUGUUGGCCAAUGUCCGCCGGGUUGAUGUGUGUCUCGAGUGAGUGUGUGUAACUUGAACGAGUGUCGCUUGCCAGUGGCGAUUUCAUUUCGAACAAAUCCAGAGAUAAAUUGUGCGGUACGCACAGUCGGAUCCGGCAAUUAGUAAAGAAAAGCAUCGAAACAGAAAAUUAUCUCGUUUUCAUUAUCGGUUUUGAUUAUUUAAACGGAAAUUAAACGGUAGGAAUAAGAAUAAUGGCCGCGACGGUAGAUCGUUCGCGCUUCACUACUGAAAAAGUUGACAUCGAUCACGAUUGCCAAGCCAUCGCCGCUAAUUCUCAGGGUCUCAUUGGAGACGGUCACGAAGAGCAGCCUUUUGUUACCGACAAAAAGGAGAAUGACCUGAGCGGCUACGAGCGCAAUCUCUACCUCUACCAUGAGGAGAGCGAAGAAGGCCGUCCACGAGUUGCGACGCUGGUCAGCUCGUUGGCCAAUUACAGCGCCACCGUCCAGGCGCCCACCGAUCCGGAUGCACCGGACAAGCCAAAGAGCUCGCCCAAACUGGGCACACUGGCCGGUGUCUACUUCCCAUGCAUGCAAAACAUUUUCGGCGUUAUCCUAUUCAUUCGAAUGACGUGGAUCAUCGGAACGGCGGGCGUUGUCCAGGGAUUCUGCAUCAUCACCAUGUGCUGCACUUGCACCAUGUUGACAGCCAUUAGUAUGAGUGCCAUAGCAACUAACGGCGUUGUGCCGGCGGGGGGUCCGUACUUUAUGAUCUCCCGUAAUUUGGGUCCCGAAUUCGGCGGCGCAAUAGGCCUUUUGUUUUUCAUCGGAACCACAUUUGCCGCCUCAAUGUACAUCGUCGGUGGCAUCGAAAUUCUGGUGAAUUAUAUAGCGCCUCAAAUAGCUCUGUUCGGUGAUCCGGCCAAGGACCCGGAAGUUCUUUACAACAAUUUACGGCUCUAUGGCACGGCCUUAUUGGCCAUCAUGGGCAUUGUGGUGUUCAUCGGCGUCAAGCCCGUCAGCAAGGCUGCCCCACUGGUCUUACUCUGCGUCAUCCUCUCCAUCAUCUCCAUCUACGUUGGCAUCGGCCUCAACUGGAACGGUUCUGAUAAGCUGUGGAUGUGUUUGCUGGGCAAUCGAUUGCUAUCUCAAGAACAUUCUGGCAAUUGUACGAAAGAGGAAGGAUCGGCAUUAUGGAACCUCUACUGCAAAUAUCAAGACGAAUUGGUUGAAGGUGUCACAACUAUCGGUGCCAAUCUGACCAGCAGAGCGGUGAAAUGCGAUCCUUACUUCCUUUCGCACAACACCUCGCUCGUUCCAGGCAUCCGUGGAUUGGCCAGCGGAGUUUUCAUGGAAAAUCUUGGGGCAUGGCAUUUGGGAGAGGGGCAGGUAGUGGCACGAACCAUGAACCCAGUGGACAUUGAGACCCUGGACCAGCCAACUUACAAUCAGGUGUUAGCCGAUAUUUCCACAACGUUCACCUUAUUGGUUGGCAUUUACUUUCCUAGUGUCACCGGUAUCAUGGCCGGCUGCAACCGUUCGGGAGAUUUGGCCGAUGCCCAACGAUCAAUCCCCAUUGGAACCAUUGGUGCCAUUUUGACAACAAGUUUCGUCUACAUCAGCGCCGUUUUCUUAUUCGGGGCCUCUUUUGACGGCCUCCUCAUGAGAGACAAGUUUGGACAAAGUGUCGGAGGCAGUUUGGUGGUAGCCAAUUUAGCGUGGCCUAAUGAAUGGGUCAUUCUGAUCGGCAGUUUUAUGGCCACAACGGGAGCUGGCCUGCAAAGUCUUAUUUCGGCACCUCGGCUCCUUUAUGCCAUUUCCAAAGAUAAUUUGGUGCCCAUGCUUAACCCGUUCUCAACCCUAUCGGCUUCUGGCGAACCUACUCGUGCCCUCAUGCUCACUCUGGCCAUUUGCCAGUUUGGGGUCCUCCUGGGCAACGUCGAUAUUCUAGCACCGCUGCUCUCCAUGUUUUUCCUGAUGCUCUAUGGAUUCAUCAAUCUGGCGUGUGCCCUGCAGACGUUGUUGAGAACGCCCAAUUGGAGACCUCGAUUCAAAUACUAUCAUUGGUCGUUGUCUUUUAUUGGAGCUUCACUUUGCGUGGCUGUUAUGUUCAUGUCUAGUUGGAUCUACGCCCUCAUCGCCAUUGUUCUUGCCAGUAUCAUAUACAAGUACAUCGAAUAUCGCGGAGCCGAGAAGGAGUGGGGAGACGGAAUAAGCGGCCUGGCUCUCAGUGCGGCUCGAUUCAGUUUACUCCGACUGGAGGAGGGACCGCCCCACAUAAAAAAUUGGCGUCCACAGAUCCUGACUUUAUGCAAAAUGAAUGCCUAUCACACACCGAAACAACGCAAACUGUUGGCCCUCGCUUCGCAGUUGAAAGCUGGCAAGGGAUUGGCUGUCGCCUCUUCCAUCCUCCAAGGUGACAUCGCUUUGUGCACCGAAGAAGCAACGACUGCCAGGCAAAACUUGCGCAAAGCCAUGGAUGAUGAAAAAGUGAAAGGAUUUGCUAAUGUACUCGUUGCCAAGGAUGUUGGCCAAGGCAUCGUUCAUCUGAUCCAGUCGACCGGUUUGGGGGGAUUGAAACCAAACACGGUUAUCUUUGGAUGGCCAAACAGUUGGCGCCAGUCGAUAGAAGAGGAUCGAUCGUGGCGCGUCUUUGUCGACGCGAUUCACACCGCAGCGGCCAACAAGAUGGCGCUGAUUGUGCCCAAAGGAAUCGCUUCCUUCCCCGACUCCAACGAGAAGAUAUACGGCCACAUCGACGUUUGGUGGGUCGUUCAUGAUGGUGGUUUGCUGAUGUUGCUGCCCUUCUUGUUACGUCAGCAUCGCACGUGGCGUCACUGCAAGAUGCGUCUCUUCACGGUCGCCCAGCUCGAAGAUAAUUCCAUUCAAAUGAAGAAAGAUCUAAAGACAUCGCUUUACAACCUGCGUAUCGACGCCGAAGUUGAAGUCGUCGAAAUGAUGGAUAGUGACAUUUCAGCCUAUACUUACGAACGGACGCUGGUGAUGGAACAGCGCAAUCAGAUGCUGAAAGAGAUGCAAUUCAACAAAAGAGAUCCAUCUGGCGUGAGUGCUGAGGUCGGUGAGGUACAAGCCGUAGUGGAUCAGCACCGGCACAAUGUCAAGGUUCGAUUCCAAGAUGAAACAGCUGUACAACAUCAACCUGAGGCGGAAAGUGUUAAGGAAGUUAAAGUCGAACAGUUAGCUGAAUCAGCCGCAGCAGUGACUCCAUCUGGCGAUGCUUUACCAGCCGGGGAUAAUUCCGCCCAGAAAAAUACUGUCGUUAUUCCAACCGUUUCGGUUGAAGCUCCACCACCAAGUCCAACGUCUUCCGAACGAGUUGAACAGCAACAUCCCAUUCCGGUUGCUAAGAGCAAGAAAGAAACUCUACAAGAGCCGGAUGUGGAAAACGUCCGACGGAUGCAUACAGCCGUCAAGCUCAAUGAGGUCAUUAUGCAGAGAUCGCACGAUGCCAAACUAGUCGUGCUCAAUUUGCCAUCACCACCGAAACAAAACCGCCAAGGAGGAGGUUCAAAUUACAUGGAGUUUUUAGAAGUUUUAACAGAGGGUCUAGACCGAGUCCUCAUGGUGAAAGGAUGCGGGCGAGAAGUUGUUACUAUCUAUUCUUAGAAUCGCAGAAGCAUCGAGGGGAGCGUGCUCCAACACAAAGCGUCAAGUGCUAGACAGAUUUCUGUUCUCAUUGGAAACAAAUGGAUCGAACGAAUGCACUUUGACAUGUCGCUUGCUGAUGCCUCAUCUCCAUUUCUCCGCAAUUCUCACCAUUGUUUGGCGAAUUCACGCUCGACUUUGCCGUUUUUGUGUUUUGUUUUUUUUUAUUUCGGUUUUUUUCUUUCACUAUCUUGAAAUCUUUACGUUCCAAGGUUUCUUUCUCAUCGUCGACUUCGACGUUCACUAUUUAUUUAUUUAUCCAAUUUUGUGUGUUUGCGUGAAUGCGUGUGCGGCAUUGUUUCGGUGAUUCUUCUUUUAUGUCCAUUGCUAAUUCAUUUGCCAAUUGCGCAUUACGGGGCAUAGGGUUUUUGGGGAUUAUUAUUGGACACUGGUUGCUUUUUCUCCACCGGUAUUUGUUACGGUGAAUCAUUUGUUUUCUUUUUCUUUUUUCUUUUUUACAUCGACAUUACUAGGAUCAUUAACUCUCUGAGUCGUUAGUUGGACUUAUACUAAUGGUCUAUUGUUAUAAGAAUUUUCGUGGAAAACAUUUCCAUUGGGCAAAAAGGAAAUUCAUGUUUCAUUUCGUUACUUUUUAACAUGAAAAUAGGUUGAUCGUUUCGAAACUGUAAAGGCAUAAUAGGAUGAAAACACUUCAUCGAAUUGAUUCUUCUACAUUAGGAAGCAAAACCAACCCAAAUAUUUCAGAGUUAGGCAAAAAUGCUGAGCUUCACGUGUCGUUAAAAAAAAAUAAUUAAACCCUUCCGAUGAUGAUCUAUCAUGAAAAUGUUCGAUUGGACAAUCUUUUUCUCGAGAGAGAGAUGUGGUAGCGUGAACUGACGUAGCCAUCCACAACCAGACUUAGAGACUGCCGUGGGCAAGAAAAGAAAAAUACCAUUGCAUUAUUCUCUUCUUUGUUCUCCAUCUAAUAUAAAAAGUAGUUUAGGACUUAGAUAAAGGGUAAUUUAUGACUUGGAAGAAGACGAUUUUUUUUUUUUUCUCACUCUUGCACGAUCCGUCACGCACUUGGUGACGAGGCCCCGGCAACAAGGAUACAUCUGCAUUCGUCGGUACGCUAGGGAAACGCCAUUUCAAAUUUAAAAAAUUACAGAAAAUUAAUAGCAGUUAAUACAUUUAAAGAAAAUUGUGUUUCACUCUA
This is a messenger RNA of Daphnia magna, 5367 nucleotides long. It is a transcript of the gene kcc, whose product is annotated as solute carrier family 12 member 4. The transcript is spliced from 19 exons. Bases 798 to 4172 code for a protein of 1124 amino acids. Gene Ontology annotation, cellular component: membrane. Gene Ontology annotation, molecular function: potassium:chloride symporter activity. NCBI's taxonomy places the organism in Eukaryota, Metazoa, Arthropoda, Branchiopoda, Diplostraca, Daphniidae. The record is from RefSeq and is a predicted model, not a curated record. Gene Ontology annotation, biological process: chloride ion homeostasis; chloride transmembrane transport; cell volume homeostasis.